Messenger RNA from Letharia columbiana, 660 nucleotides. RefSeq lists its product as uncharacterized. The transcript is spliced from 3 exons. The record is from RefSeq and is a predicted model, not a curated record. Bases 1 to 660 code for a protein of 219 amino acids. Lineage: Eukaryota; Fungi; Ascomycota; Lecanoromycetes; Lecanorales; Parmeliaceae.
AUGCCUAUCACAUUUGGCUCCGUCGGUGACAUAGUCUCGGUCAGCUGCCUCAUCAAAGACCUCGUCAAGUGUCUCGACGAGAGCCGUGGGUCACCGGCGGAAUACCAGGCUGUCAUACGCGAGCUAUGGAGCCUGGACCAUGCGUUGCUGGAAGUCGAAUUGCUGCUUCAGUCUUGCGCGCAGUCGAUGGAAUUGAGUGGCCUACGCAAGGACGCGAAAAGCUGCGCGGAGCAGUGCCGCAAAUGCAUCGAAGACUUUCAGAAUAGGAUGAAGAGAUAUCAGAGAUCCUUGCGUAAAGGAGGCACGGGAAACCUGUUCAGGGACACCACUGCGAAGUUCCGGUGGCAUGUCUCGGAAAAGGAUGACUUGGCGAAGUUCAGGGCAGAGGUCACUGCGCAUUACUUGUCGCUAAACAUGCUCUUGGCUACAGCUGGCACUAAGCUUACGAUGUUGAACGAUGAGGGCAUGCAUAAGCGACUGAAGCAAUCUGAUCUAGCUCAUGCGAGCUCUUCAGCAACGCAAACCUCGCUCCUCGUGGAUAUAAACACCCGCUUGCAGGAAAACAAUACUCUAAUACAAGCAGCAGCGUUGGAGUCUAAGGCGCUGGGUUCAAGAAUCGACGUCGACUACUUCAGGAAUCUGGGGACUGAACUUCUGUGA